AGCAUUUAACUUAUGGAAUGGCAAUCAUUAUGGAUCUUAAAAUCUGAAACUAAAUAAGCAAAUUCUGAAAAGAGAAAGUUGGACUAUAAUAUUUGGGAGAAAAGGUCGACUUUUCAUAUUUAUACCCUAGUUCGGGCUAAGGGAAUGUCGACUAUCUUUUUAUUUCCAUAGAUGCUGCCCGACUUGCUGAGUUCCUACAGAACUUUGUGUGUGUUGCACUGGAUUUCCAGCACCUGCAGAGUUUCUCGUUUUCAGGGUUAUAAAUGUUAAUUCCGUUUCCUCUGUAGUCGAUACCCGAUUUCUUUAAUGUUUUCACCGUUCCCAUUUCAGAUUUCUAGUCUGACUUUGCUAUUUUUGCCUUUUGUUAUUAUUAAGUGUUGAAGACUCUGUUUAACAUUUUAAAAGCUUAUUUGAACCCAGAAGUAAUAUUUCUACACCCAGUCUUGAAAAAGGGUCUCGGCCCGAAACGACGACUGCUUAUUCAUUUCCAAAGAUGUCAUCUCACCUGCCGAGUUGCUUCAGAGGAUGAUUGGCAGCAAACAAAGCGGUUGAAGGUCGUAGGCAUGACCAUGUUUCUCAUGUUGCCAACGACUGAGAUAUAAUUAUGAAACAGAAGGGGGCGCUUGCGGAGACACCAUGGCCGCUGUGAAGGCCCAGGGAUGCGUUGCUGGGAGUGACGGCAGGAACGCCGCGGCCGCCAUUCGGUCCCGCUGCCUGAGGUGGUGAUUCCGAUGGGUUUGGAUAUGGAUCCCAUGUUCUUGGCCUGGAGUUAUUUCAGGAGGCGGAAGUUCCAGUUAUGCGCCGAUAUCUGCACGCAGCUCCUGGAGGAAAACGCGUAUGACCAGGCGGCAUGGAGCUUGAAAACACGAGCCUUAACAGAGAUGGUGUAUGUGGAUGAGGUAGACGUAGAUCAAGAAGGAAUAGCUGAAGUAAUGCUGGAUGAUAGUGCUAUUGCACAAAUUGCCCGACCUGGAACCUCUUUAAAACUCCCUGGAGUCAAUCAAGGAGGAGGUCCUAGCCUGGCUGUCAGACCCAUGUCUCAAUCUGGAAGACCCAUUACUGGGUUUGUAAGACCAGGCACCCAGUCUGGCAGACCUGGCACUAUGGAGCAAGCUAUCAAGACUCCAAGAACUGCCUACACAGCCCAACCAGUGACAAGUGCUUCUGGUAGAUAUGUUAGGCUAGGAACGGCUUCCAUGCUUACUAACCCUGAUGGACCCUUUAUUAAUUUAUCCAGACUGAAUCUAGCUAAGUAUGCUGGAAAGCCAAAUUUAGCUAAGGCACUUUUUGAAUAUAUUUUUCAUCAUGAAAAUGAUGUCAAAACUGCUUUAGAUUUGGCAGCACUUGCAACUGAGCAGUCUCAGUUUAAGGAUUGGUGGUGGAAGGUCCAAAUUGGCAAAUGUUAUUACAGAUUAGGUUUGUAUCGUGAGGCAGAGAAGCAAUUUAAAUCUGCAUUAAAACAACAGGAAAUGGUCGAUACAGUACUUUAUCUGGCAAAGGUCUACAUUCGUUUAGACCAACCAUUGACAGCUUUAGGCCUUUUCAAGCAAGGGCUGGACCGUUUCCCAGGAGAAGUUACACUGCUUACAGGAAUAGCUCGCAUACAUGAUGAAAUGAACAACAUAGCAUCUGCCACUGAAUAUUAUAAGGAAGUCUUAAAACAAGAUAAUACUAAUGUAGAAGCCAUUGCCUGCAUAGGGAGUAUUCAUUUUUAUUCAGACCAACCAGAAAUUGCACUGCGAUUCUAUAGGCGACUUCUCCAAAUGGGUGUUUAUAAUUGUCAGCUUUUCAACAAUCUAGGACUCUGCUGUUUUUAUGCGCAACAGUAUGACAUGACUCUGAGCUCAUUUGAAAGAGCAUUGUCCCUGGCUGUGAAUGAUGAAGAAGUUGCAGAUGUAUGGUAUAACCUUGGCCAUGUAGCAGUGGGAAUAGGAGAUAUGAAUUUGGCCCAUCAGUGUUUUAAACUGGCACUGGCCAACAACAAUAAUCAUGCUGAAGCCUAUAACAAUUUAGCAGUCUUGGAAAUGCGCAAAGGGCACCAUGAACAGGCUCGAGGAUUUCUGCAGACAGCUGCUGCGCUGGCUCCUCACAUGUAUGAACCACAUUAUAAUUUUGCUGCACUUUCAGAUAAGGUUGGAGACCUUCAGAGCAGUUAUGUAGCUGCACAGAAAUCAGCAACUGCUUUUCCAGAACAUGUUGACACUCAACAAUUAAUCAAACAAUUGCAGCAACACUUUGCUAUGCUAUAACUGUAAUCAAUCCUAAUGACCUUUAGAGAUAUCUAUAUGUUGUUAAGCAGAAAACUACAUAAUUUUGUAUUUGCUUGCAGUAAAUGUGUUUUAUAAAUAUUCUUGACCUUGGGUCUAUUGUGACUUUGUAUCAUCACGUGCAUAUUAAUGAAAAAAAUAAGGCUAAAUUAAUGAAGAACAGGCUAGUUCAUUGUGUAUGUGUGUGAUGUUUUGUACAAACAAUGGAGCAAAAGUCUGCUAGAGGACCUCAGUGGAUUUGGUAACAUUUAUGGAGGGAAAUGGAUCAUCUCAAAAUGCUGAUAUUUCCAUUUCCCUCUACAAAUGCUACCUGACUUACUGGGUUCUUCCAGCAGUUUGUUUUAUAUUCCAGUUUCCAGCACUUGCAGUCUCUUGUGUCUCCUGUAAUUUCGGGGGGGGGGGGGGUACUGUAGAAAUUUUCAAAUGCUGUCCCUCUGUCAGGUGUAAUGGGGAAGAAAAGAUUAAUGCACUUGAUCUUCAUAACCCAACUGCCUUGAAAAGUAGCUUGUAGCCACUGGUAAUGAGGCCAACUGACAUGAGAGCUGACUGAAAAUAGAUCUUAAAAAAAAUUAGGACCAAUAUAAUGUGCUGGUGGAACUCAGCAGGUCAAGCAGCAUCAGCUGGAAGAAAGAAACUUAUCAAUGUUUUGGGUCAAAACCCUGCAUCAGAACUGAGUGAAGAGGCAAGAUGCCCAGCAUUGAGUGGAGGAGGGAAGUGGCAGGAAAGAAUUUGGGGGUGAUUGGUGGACUGUGAAGGUGUGUAAGACAGCAGGCAGGUGAUGCAGUUAGGGAAGGUGAAGAAAAUGAGGAGUCUGAGUAAAAACUCUUGAAACACAAUGAUAAAUAGCAAGUUUAAAAUUGAAUACAAUUGUAUAUUAUUUUAGAAGAAGUACUUAGCUUUUAUAUUUAAAUUACAUUUCAUGAAUUAUUUAUUGUUAAAAUGUAAAAAAAUAUUUCUGUAAUAUUUGAACCUAAUUUGUAGAAAAAAUAAAAUAAUUACCAAAAUGAGA
Molecule: messenger RNA, 3276 nt
Organism: Hypanus sabinus (Atlantic stingray)
Lineage: Eukaryota; Metazoa; Chordata; Chondrichthyes; Myliobatiformes; Dasyatidae
Gene: ttc8
Product: tetratricopeptide repeat domain 8
Exons: 16
Coding region: 732-2249 (505 amino acids)
Biological process (GO): non-motile cilium assembly
Cellular component (GO): non-motile cilium; ciliary basal body; BBSome
Molecular function (GO): protein binding
Source: RefSeq, a predicted model, not a curated record